Phascolarctos cinereus (koala) is the source of this 333-nucleotide messenger RNA. The record is from RefSeq and is a predicted model, not a curated record. NCBI's taxonomy places the organism in Eukaryota, Metazoa, Chordata, Mammalia, Diprotodontia, Phascolarctidae.
AUGAAGGGAACAGUGAUGAAAAUUCCAAGGGUAGCAGCUACAGUUAACAGGGGCUUCAUCAGUGCUGAGAAAAGGAGUAGAUGCAUGAGGACAAUCCCUGGGAAGAAGAAAGAGUUCUAUUCCAGUUACAUUGCUAAAAUCCUAAAGCAAGUUCAUCAGGAUUUCAGUGGCUAUAGCUGGGCCCUGGAUAUCCUGGGGUCGUUAGAUAACUGGCUGUUUGAGCAGGCUAUCCUGGAGGCAGUCAGGUUAUCCUUCUUCAACCACAGGCAAGUGGUCACCACCAGAGAAGUGAUCGAGGCAUUGAAGCAGGUGCUCCCAGAAGGAUGGACGUGA